Messenger RNA from Ceratosolen solmsi marchali, 771 nucleotides. Its product is annotated as coiled-coil domain-containing protein 12. Gene Ontology annotation, cellular component: U2-type spliceosomal complex; post-mRNA release spliceosomal complex. The record is from RefSeq and is a predicted model, not a curated record. Bases 224 to 676 code for a protein of 150 amino acids. The transcript is spliced from 3 exons. NCBI's taxonomy places the organism in Eukaryota, Metazoa, Arthropoda, Insecta, Hymenoptera, Agaonidae.
UUCAAUUUCUCUAACUCUGCUUAUUGCAAUUUAAUUACUUUCGGUUGGCUGUUGUUACAUACGCACAAAAAGCUUUUAGCUUUUAGCGAAUUGUUGUUAUGAAUAGAAUAAAUCCUCAUAGCUUCUAGCGUCUUGAGCUAUUCAAUUUGCUUUUCAAUUUUGGUUAGAACGUUUCAUCUAUUGUUUGUGUACGCUCAUAAUGCUGUAAGAAAUUUUUAUAAAAAUGACAGAAGAUGAUAAAGUGGGAACCCUCGUUGACGAAGCUUUAAAACGCAAAGAAAGGCUACAAAAUUUAAAGAGAAAAAAUGAAGACAAUAUUCAGGAUAAGAGUAACGUUAUUCAAUUACCAACACCAAAAUUCAGAAGCUAUAAACCUCAAGAUGAUGCUUUAAAGGAAAAAGCUUUAGAAGAUGGCAAGGCUGGUAAUAUAGAAGCCGAAGUACAAGACCAGUUGCAAGCAGCAAUGGCCAAGCCAGUUAUCGAUGAAUUGGAUAUCAGUAAUCUUGCUCCUCGAAAGCCUGAUUGGGAUCUCAAACGAGAUGUUGCAAAAAAACUUGAAAAACUUGAGAGAAGAACCCAAAAGUCUAUUGCCGAGCUGAUAAUUAGUAGAUUAAAAAAAGAAAAAGAUCUGGCAACAAUCGUUAAUGUUGGAAGCAACUACAUGUCUAAAAAUUAAUGUAAAUACUAGGGAACGUAUAAAUAUAAAUAUUAAUUGUAACUUUUACAACUUCAGUUUUUACCGUCAUAGAUUAAAUAUAUCUGUAUGCUAAU